Molecule: messenger RNA, 1651 nt
Organism: Colossoma macropomum (tambaqui)
Lineage: Eukaryota; Metazoa; Chordata; Actinopteri; Characiformes; Serrasalmidae
Exons: 1
Coding region: 357-1379 (340 amino acids)
Biological process (GO): G protein-coupled receptor signaling pathway
Cellular component (GO): membrane
Molecular function (GO): G protein-coupled receptor activity
Source: RefSeq, a predicted model, not a curated record
UACAUAAAUGUUUUAGUAAUUUGUGUACUGUAGUGUACUUUACUUUAGUAUGUAGUGGUAUGCUGUUGGAUUUUGGCUUUGUUUAGGGCUAGACUAUACAUUUUCCCAGAAGCAUAUUGGUUGGGACUUUGGGUCUCAGCCCAAUGUCGCAACAAUUAACUUCGAAUUUGACAUUUUUGACUCAACGUUCUAAAAAGUGCUGUUUCAUCAAUGGUCUGGAUGCUUUCUGUCAGUUUUGUUUUUGCUGUUCUUGUGAUCGUUUGGAGAAGUAAAGGGUGUAGGUUCCUUCCUAGUACGAAACCCAGUUGCAGUCAGUUUCUACACUGCUGUCAUUUGUCUGAGAAUCAGAUGAAAACAUGAGCAGCUUCUCUCCCUCUGGCAGGAACGGCACAACUUUGGAGGAAGAAGGGUCCGAAUGGGGUGGUGGGAUAGCAGUGGCGUGUUCUAUCCUGGCUGUAUGUUUUGUGGUGGGGACUCCAGGGAACCUGUUGGUGGUUUACACCAUCAUGAAGCAUGUGAAACAGCGCUCUCACACUGUGCUGCUUAUUCUGCACUUGGCCAUUGCUGACCUGCUGGUGCUGGUCACUCUGCCUAUAUGGAUUUACUCACUGGCUCAGUCCUGGGUGUUUGGCCAGGCCACCUGCAAGGCCAUGGUGUAUGUCAUCCAUACCUGCAUGUAUGCCAGCGUCUUCCUCAUCACCAUCAUGAGUAUGGAGCGCUUCUUGGCUGUUAAGUUCCCUUUUAAGAUGCUGCGGUGGAAAACCAGCAACAUCAUGUACUGGACGUUGGCUUGUGCCUGGGCCAUGGCACUCAUACUGGGAAUUCCAGCCUUUCUUGCCCGGCAUAUGGAAGAAAGUGCAGACGGUACGCAGCACUGCCACUCUACUGAGUUCAGCUCCAUGGCUGUGGAGGUCUUCUGCCUUUGUUUAGAGACGCUGGUGGGCUUUGUCAUCCCGUUCUUCAUCCUGGCUAUCUGCUACUGCCAGGUGGCAUCUCAGCUUUCCCAGAUACAAAGCAGGACUAAGCAGAAGUCCGCCUUCCUCAUAGGUAGCGUAGUGACGGCCUUUGCUUUGUGCUGGCUGCCCCACCACAUUCUCAACAUCAUUUCCAUAGCACACCUUCUAAAGGACCACUUGAAUGGAUUGCCAGAUGCAGCGGUAUUCAUUUCCGGAGCACUGGCGUUCAUCAGCAGUUCUGUAAACCCAAUUCUCUAUGCCUUUGCUGCCAGAAACUUCCAGGGUGGUCUAAGGAGAUCCAGGAUGGCCAGGCUCUUCCAGGAAGUGACAUCACACUCAACCCAUGUAAAAGAGAGACAGCCCAAGACCCCAGACGUCUCUGACAAUGGGACAAACAAAGAGGAGUCUUCAGCAGAUGUUUGAGGUGUGCUGAGUUUGAACUUGAAUUUUGCCAGAAUUCACCUGUUUGUCAGCACCAAAUACUGAGAACUGUUUAGACUUUGGCACUGCUAUAAUUUUGAUUUUGAUAAGACUCAGUGGAGUGGUGUGCUUCUUUUUUCCCCUUUCGAACCCCAGAUUGACCAGGUACAAUGCAGGCUUGCCACCCCUUUUGAGAGACUUUGGUUACAUCCCCUUCAAUUGUAAUUACUUUAAUUAAAAAAUAUAUAUACAUUUAAAUUAUAUCCUGGCAAGUG